Messenger RNA from Bolinopsis microptera, 17686 nucleotides. RefSeq lists its product as uncharacterized. The coding region runs from base 35 to 17686 and encodes 5883 amino acids. The record is from RefSeq and is a predicted model, not a curated record. Lineage: Eukaryota; Metazoa; Ctenophora; Tentaculata; Lobata; Bolinopsidae. The transcript has 30 exons. Gene Ontology annotation, molecular function: protein binding; lipid binding.
UGGGGCCGUAACAUAUUUUCUAAUUGAGAAGGAUAUGGAGUGCGAGCAGGAAAACAUAAUCUUGAGGAUUGAAAAGACAAAGGAGAGACUAACCAUCUUAAACAAAAUGAGAGUUCUCUACAACAAGGAUUUCAACUCCAAUGACGGAAACUGUCUUCGAGCUACAACGAUGAUCAUGACACAAGUGUUCCAAUCUUUCGCAUAUGACAAGGAAUUGGGACUAGCAGUUGUUGAUAAUUCUAUCAAAGUUGAUGGCGGGUGGAGUAACUUCAGUGAAUGGUUAGAGUGUUCCAAGACUUGUGGAGGAGGAUCCCAGACACGGACCAGAACAUGCACAAAUCCUUCUCCCGCUAACGGUGGAGAAGAUUGUCAGGGAGAAGACAGUGAAUCUCAAGAUUGCAACCCACAAGAAUGUCCAGUUGAUGGCGGAUGGAGUAACUUCAGUGAAUGGUUAGAGUGUUCCGAGACUUGUGGAGGAGGAUCCCAGACACGAACCAGAACAUGCACAAAUCCUUCUCCCGCUAACGGUGGAGAAGAUUGUCAGGGAGAAGACAGUGAAUCUCAAGAUUGCAACCCACAAGAAUGUCCAGUUGAUGGCGGGUGGAGUAACUUCAGUGAAUGGUUAGAGUGUUCCAAGACUUGUGGAGGAGGAUCCCAGACACGAACCAAAACAUGCACAAAUCCUUCUCCCGCUAACGGUGGAGAAGAUUGUCAGGGAGAAGACAGUGAAUCUCAAGAUUGCAACUCACAAGAAUGUCCAGUUGAUGGCGGGUGGAGUAACUUCAGUGAAUGGUUAGAGUGUUCCAAGACUUGUGGAGGAGGAUCCCAGACACGAACCAGAACAUGCACAAAUCCUUCUCCCGCUAACGGUGGAGAAGAUUGUCAGGGAGAAGACAGUGAAUCUCAAGAUUGCAACCCACAAGAAUGUCCAGUUGAUGGCGGGUGGAGUAACUUCAGUGAAUGGUUAGAGUGUUCCAAGACUUGUGGAACAGGAAGGCAGACACGAACCAGAACCUGCACAAAGCCUGCUUCUGCUCACGGUGGAUCUGAAUGUGUAGGAGAAAACACUGAGGAACAGAAUUGCAACUCACAAAGCUGCCCUAUUGAUGGCGGAUGGAGUGACUAUGGAGAGUGGUCAGAGUGUUCUAAAAGAUGUGGAGGAGGAUCCCAGUCAAGAACCAGAACCUGCACAAAGCCUUCUCCUGCUCACGGUGGAGCUGAAUGUGCAGGAGACAGCACUGAGACUCAAGAUUGCAACUCACAAGAAUGCAACAUGUCAGAUGAUAAUACAACAUUUCUCAAAUCAAUUUUCCAAGUCCUGACGAUGAUGCCGUUGGUUUUUGUGUUUUUAACGCUCGCUAGUUUACAUUUUAUCACGACGGAGUGUCAACAAGAAGCGGUGCUACCAUCAUUAAAAAUAAUCAUCAACCAAAGUGGUGUCAAGAAGCUGGAAGAUGUGCUUCACAAGAAGAUGAGGGUAUUCGAGGAAAAGUUGACGAACAAGGGCGCAAUAAAAUUCCUUGAUAUCUCGUCCAGCAGCUACAAAGUAACGGAUCUGCAAGUCUCGGAAAUGACAUUGAAACGUCCGGAAAUACAGAUCGUUCCAGGAGUCGGAUUAAAAGUGAGUCAGAACAUUAGUUCGUCUGUUGUUGAGGGGGACUAUGAAGUUAAGGCAUUCAUUUUCUGGGUCAACGGAAAGAUCACCAUGAAGAUGUCGCUAAUGCUCGAAGUGACAGCAGGAGUAGAUAACUUAGCAGAGGGGCAACUGGCAGCCGUCAGCAAGGCGUGCAGUGUUACUUUCCGCUCAUUUGAUCUAGACUUACAUAAUAGCAUAUACUCAGCUGUUGCCAGCCUAAUGGAGGGAACCAUCACUAGACAAAUCGAGAUAGCUGUUUGCGAGCACGUGGAGAAGCAGUUCGGUGAUUUAAACAUAAUAGACAACAUUCCCUUUCAAGAUUCGAUAGAAAAAGACAGUCCGGGUGUUAUUUUUGAAGCUGACAGGAUUGAAUUUUACGCAAGACUUACCAAAGAUACAAAUCUUCAUCAAAUGCCUGGUAAAACGAACGAAGGAAAUUGUAACUUGGGCUGCUGGAAAGACAAAAAAACCAGAGCAAUAGCUGGCGGCAAAAGAAACUACGACAAUCCAAUAGAAAAAUGUUACAAAUUCGCCAAGGAAGUGGGCUAUUCAGUGUUCGCAAUUCAAAACGACAAGGAGUGUUUUACAGCCGAAGAUGCUCAUGAAACCUACAAGAAAUAUGGAAGAGCAACUAACUGCGAAGAUGGAAGGGGAGGUUCCUGGGCUCUAAACGUUUACCUGGUGACUCGUGAAUUUAACGGAACGUGGACUACUUGGGGUGUGUGGUCGAGUUGCUCAGCAAAAUGUGGAGGAGGCCACAAGACAAGGAGAAAAACCUGCACUAAUCCUGCUCCUCUUCACGGUGAAGCUAAAUGUGCAGGAGACAGCACUGAUACUAAGUCUUGCAACACUGAAAGCUGCUCGAUUAAUGGCGGAUGGAGUAACUAUGGAGACUGGUCAGAGUGUUCUAAAACAUGUGGAAGAGGAUCCCAGACACGAACCAGAACCUGCACAAAUCCUGCUCCUGCUCACGGUGGAGCAGAUUGUCCGGGAGAAAGCACUGAGACUAAGUCUUGCAACACUCAAGACUGCCCGGUUAAUGGCGGAUGGAACAUCUAUGAAGAGUGGUCAGACUGUUCUCAGGAAUGUGGAACAGGAACCCAAACACGAACCAGAACCUGCACAAAUCCUGCUCCUACUCACGGUGGAGCAGAUUGUCCGGGAGACAGCACUGAGACUAAGUCUUGCAACACUCAAGACUGCCCGGUUAAUGGCGGAUGGAACAUCUAUGAAGAGUGGUCAGACUGUUCUCAGGAAUGUGGAACAGGAACCCAAACACGAACCAGAACCUGCACAAAUCCUGCUCCUGCUCACGGUGGAGCAGAUUGUCCGGGAGAAAGCACUGAGACUAAGUCUUGCAACACUCAAGACUGCCCGGUUAAUGGCGGAUGGAACAUCUAUGAAGAGUGGUCAGACUGUUCUCAGGAAUGUGGAACAGGAACCCAAACACGAACCAGAACCUGCACAAAUCCUGCUCCUGCUCACGGUGGAGCUGAAUGUGCAGGAGACAGCACUGAGACUCAGCCAUGCAACACUGAAAGCUGCCCGAUUGAUGGCGGAUGGAGUGACUAUGGAGAGUGGUCAGAGUGUUCUAAAACAUGUGGAAGAGGAAUCCAAACACGAACCAGAACCUGCACAAAUCCUGCUCCUCUUCACGAUGGAGCUGCAUGUGCAGGAGACAGCACUGAGACUAAGUCUUGCAACACUGAAAUCUGCUCGAUUAAUGGCGGAUGGAGUAACUAUGGAGACUGGUCAGAGUGUUCUAAAACAUGUGGAGGAGGAUCCCAGUCACGAACCAGAACCUGCACAAAUCCUGCUCCUCUUCACGAUGGAGCUGAAUGUGCAGGAGACAGCACUGAGACUCAGCCAUGCAACACUGAAAGCUGCCCGGUUAAUGGCGGAUGGACUAACUAUGAAGAGUGGUCAGAGUGCUCUAAAACAUGUGGAGGAGGAUCUCAGUCAAGAACCAGAACCUGCACAAAUUCUGCUCCUCUUCACGGUGGAGCUGAAUGUGCAGGAGACAGCACUGAUACUAAGUCUUGCAACACUGAAAGCUGCCCGAUUAAUGGCGGAUGGACUAAUUAUGGAGACUGGUCAGAGUGUUCUAAAACAUGUGGAAGAGGAUCUCAGUCAAGAACCAGAACCUGCACAAAUCCUGCUCCUCUUCACGAUGGAGCUGAAUGUGCAGGAGACAGCACUGAGACUCAGCCAUGCAACACUGAAAGCUGCCCGGUUAAUGGCGGAUGGACUAACUAUGGAGACUGGUCAGAGUGUUCUAAAACAUGUGGAAGAGGAUCCCAGUCAAGAACCAGAACCUGCACACAGCCUAGUCCUCUUCACGAUGGAGCUGAAUGUGCAGGAGACAGCACUGAGACUCAGCCAUGCAACACUGAAAGCUGCUCGAUUAAUGGCGGAUGGAGUAACUAUGGAGACUGGUCAGAGUGUUCUAAAACAUGUGGAAGAGGAAUCCAAACACGAACCAGAACCUGCACAAAUCCUGCUCCUCUUCACGAUGGAGCUGAAUGUGCAGGAGACAGCACUGAGACUAAGUCUUGCAACACUGAAAGCUGCUCGAUUAAUGGCGGAUGGAAGUGCUCUGUUGCGUGUGGAAGAGGAUCCCAGUUAAGAACCAGAACCUGCACAAAGCCUGCUCCUGCUCACGGUGGAGCUGAAUGUGUAGGAGACAGCACUGAGACUCAGCCAUGCAACACUGAAAGCUCCCCGAUUAAUGGCGGAUGGAGUGACUAUGGAGAGUGGUCAGAGUGUUCUAAAACAUGUGGAAGAGGAAUCCAAACACGAACCAGAACCUGCACAAAUCCUGCUCCUCUUCACGAUGGAGCUGCAUGUGCAGGAGACAGCACUGAGACUAAGUCUUGCAACACUGAAAUCUGCUCGAUUAAUGGCGGAUGGAGUAACUAUGGAGACUGGUCAGAGUGUUCUAAAACAUGUGGAGGAGGAUCCCAGUCACGAACCAGAACCUGCACAAAUCCUGCUCCUCUUCACGAUGGAGCUGAAUGUGCAGGAGACAGCACUGAGACUCAGCCAUGCAACACUGAAAGCUGCCCGGUUAAUGGCGGAUGGACUAACUAUGAAGAGUGGUCAGAGUGCUCUAAAACAUGUGGAGGAGGAUCUCAGUCAAGAACCAGAACCUGCACAAAUUCUGCUCCUCUUCACGGUGGAGCUGAAUGUGCAGGAGACAGCACUGAUACUAACUCUUGCAACACUGAAAGCUGCCCGAUUAAUGGCGGAUGGACUAACUAUGGAGACUGGUCAGAGUGUUCUAAAACAUGUGGAAGAGGAUCUCAGUCAAGAACCAGAACCUGCACAAAUCCUGCUCCUCUUCACGAUGGAGCUGAAUGUGCAGGAGACAGCACUGAGACUCAGCCAUGCAACACUGAAAGCUGCCCGGUUAAUGGCGGAUGGACUAACUAUGGAGACUGGUCAGAGUGUUCUAAAACAUGUGGAAGAGGAUCCCAGUCAAGAACCAGAACCUGCACACAGCCUAGUCCUCUUCACGAUGGAGCUGAAUGUGCAGGAGACAGCACUGAGACUCAGCCAUGCAACACUGAAAGCUGCUCGAUUAAUGGCGGAUGGAGUAACUAUGGAGACUGGUCAGAGUGUUCUAAAACAUGUGGAAGAGGAAUCCAAACACGAACCAGAACCUGCACAAAUCCUGCUCCUCUUCACGAUGGAGCUGAAUGUGCAGGAGACAGCACUGAGACUAAGUCUUGCAACACUGAAAGCUGCUCGAUUAAUGGCGGAUGGAGUAACUAUGGAGACUGGUCAGAGUGUUCUAAAACAUGUGGAAGAGGAUCCCAGACACGAACCAGAACCUGCACAAAUCCUGCUCCUCUUCACGAUGGAGCUGAAUGUGCAGGAGACAGCACUGAGACUAAGCCAUGCAAUACUGAAAGCUGCCCGGUUAAUGGCGGAUGGACUAAUUAUGGAGACUGGUCAGAGUGUUCUAAAACAUGUGGAAGAGGAUCUCAGUCAAGAACCAGAACCUGCACAAAUCCUGCUCCUCUUCACGAUGGAGCUGAAUGUGCAGGAGACAGCACUGAGACUCAGCCAUGCAACACUGAAAGCUGCUCGAUUAAUGGCGGAUGGAGUAACUAUGGAGACUGGUCAGAGUGUUCUAAAACAUGUGGAAGAGGAAUCCAAACACGAACCAGAACCUGCACAAAUCCAGGUCCUCUUCACGAUGGAGCUGCAUGUGCAGGAAACAUCACUGAGACUCAGCCAUGCAACACUGAAAGCUGCCCGGUUGAUGGCGGAUGGAGUGAAUAUGGAACCUGGUCAGUGUGCUCUAAGGAAUGUGGAACAGGAACCCAGUCAAGAACCAGAAUCUGCACAAAUCCAGCUCCUCUUCACGGUGGAGCUGAAUGUGCAGGAGACAGCACUGAGACUCAGCCAUGCAACACUGAAAGCUGCCCGGUUAAUGGCGGAUGGACUAACUAUGGAGAGUGGUCAGAGUGUUCUAAAACAUGUGGAGGAGGAUCCCAGUCACGAACCAGAACCUGCACAAAUCCUGCUCCUCUUCACGAUGGAGCUGAAUGUGCAGGAGACAGCACUGAGACUCAGCCAUGCAACACUGAAAGCUGCCCAGUUAAUGGCGGAUGGAGUAACUAUGGAGAGUGGUCAGAGUGUUCUAAAACAUGUGGAGGAGGAAUCCAAACACGAACCAGAACCUGCACAAAUCCUGCUCCUCUUCACGAUGGAGCUGCAUGUGCAGGAGACAGCACUGAGACUCAGCCAUGCAACACUGAAAGCUGCCCGGUUAAUGGCGGAUGGAGUGAAUAUGGAACCUGGUCAGUGUGCUCUAAGGAAUGUGGAACAGGAACCCAGUCAAGAACCAGAAUCUGCACAAAUCCAGCUCCUCUUCACGGUGGAGCUGAAUGUGCAGGAGACAGCACUGAGACUCAGCCAUGCAACACUGAAAGCUGCCCGGUUAAUGGCGGAUGGACUAACUAUGGAGAGUGGUCAGAGUGUUCUAAAACAUGUGGAGGAGGAUCCCAGUCACGAACCAGAACCUGCACAAAUCCUGCUCCUCUUCACGAUGGAGCUGAAUGUGCAGGAGACAGCACUGAGACUCAGCCAUGCAACACUGAAAGCUGCCCAGUUAAUGGCGGAUGGAGUAACUAUGGAGAGUGGUCAGAGUGUUCUAAAACAUGUGGAGGAGGAUCUCAAUCAAGAACCAGAAUCUGCACAAAUCCAGCUCCUCUUCACGGUGGAGCUGAAUGUGCAGGAGACAGCACUGAGACUCAGCCAUGCAACACUGAAAGCUGCCCGGUUAAUGGCGGAUGGACUAACUAUGGAGACUGGGCAGAGUGCUCUGUUACGUGUGGAAGAGGAUCCCAGUCAAGAACCAGAACCUGCACAAAGCCUGCUCCUCUUCACGGUGGAACUGAAUGUGUAGGAGAAAACACUGAGGAACAGAAUUGCAACUCACAAAGCUGCCCUGUUGAUGGCGGAUGGAGUGACUAUGGAGAGUGCUGCCCUGUUGAUGGCGGAUGGAGUGAAUAUGGAGAGUGGUCAGAGUGCUCUGUUCCGUGUGGAGGAGGAUCCCAGUCAAGAACCAGAACCUGCACAAAUCCUGCUCCUCUUCACGGUGGAGCUGAAUGUGCAGGAGACAGCACUGAGACUCAGCCAUGCAACACUGAAAGCUGCCCGAUUAAUGGCGGAUGGAGUAACUAUGGAGACUGGUCAGUGUGCUCUGUUCCGUGUGGAGGAGGAUCCCAGUCAAGAACCAGAACCUGCACAAAUCCUGCUCCUCUUCACGGUGGAGCUGAAUGUGCAGGAGACAGCACUGAUACUCAGCCAUGCAACACUGAAAGCUGCCCGAUUAAUGGCGGAUGGACUAACUAUGGAGACUGGUUGGAGUGCUCUGUUACAUGUGGAGGAGGAUCUCAGUCAAGAACCAGAACCUGCACAAAUCCUGCUCCUCUUCACGGUGGAGCUGAAUGUGCAGGAGACAGCACUGAUACUCAGCCAUGCAACACUGAAAGCUGCCCGAUUAAUGGCGGAUGGACUAACUAUGGAGACUGGGCAGAGUGCUCUGUUACGUGUGGAGGAGGAUCCCAGUCAAGAACCAGAACCUGCACAAAUCCUGCUCCUCUUCACGGUGGAGCUGAAUGUGCAGGAGACAGCACUGAGACUCAGCCAUGCAACACUGAAAGCUGCCCGAUUAAUGGCGGAUGGAGUAACUAUGGAGACUGGGCAGAGUGUUCUAAAACAUGUGGAGGAGGAUCCCAGUCAAGAACCAGAACCUGCACAAAUCCAGUUCCUCUUCACGAUGGAGCUGAAUGUGCAGGAGACAGCACUGAGACUCAGCCAUGCAACACUGAAAGCUGCCCGGUUAAUGGCGGAUGGAGUGAAUUUGGAACCUGGUCAGUGUGCUCUAAGGAAUGUGGAACAGGAACCCAGUCAAGAACCAGAAUCUGCACAAAUCCAGCUCCUCUUCACGGUGGAGCUGAAUGUGCAGGAGACAGCACUGAGACUCAGCCAUGCAACACUGAAAGCUGCCCGGUUAAUGGCGGAUGGACUAACUAUGGAGAGUGGUCAGAGUGUUCUAAAACAUGUGGAGGAGGAUCCCAGUCACGAACCAGAACCUGCACAAAUCCUGCUCCUCUUCACGAUGGAGCUGAAUGUGCAGGAGACAGCACUGAGACUCAGCCAUGCAACACUGAAAGCUGCCCAGUUAAUGGCGGAUGGAGUAACUAUGGAGAGUGGUCAGAGUGUUCUAAAACAUGUGGAGGAGGAAUCCAAACACGAACCAGAACCUGCACAAAUCCUGCUCCUCUUCACGGUGGAACUGAAUGUGCAGGAGACAGCACUGAGACUCAGCCAUGCAACACUGAAAGCUGCCCGUGUGCUCUAAGGAAUGUGGAAGAGGAUCCCAGUCAAGAACCAGAAUCUGCACAAAUCCAGCUCCUCUUCACGGUGGAGCUGAAUGUGCAGGAGACAGCACUGAGACUCAGCCAUGCAACACUGAAAGCUGACCGGUUAAUGGCGGAUGGACUAACUAUGGAGAGUGGUCAGAGUGUUCUAAAACAUGUGGAGGAGGAUCCCAGUCACGAACCAGAACCUGCACAAAUCCUGCUCCUCUUCACGAUGGAGCUGAAUGUGCAGGAGACAGCACUGAGACUCAGCCAUGCAACACUGAAAGCUGCCCAGUUAAUGGCGGAUGUAGUAACUAUGGAGAGUGGUCAGAGUGUUCUAAAACAUGUGGAGGAGGAUCUCAAUCAAGAACCAGAACCUGCACAAAUCCUGCUCCUCUUCACGAUGGUGCUGAAUGUGCAGGAGACAGCACUGAGACUCAGCCAUGCAACACUGAAAGCUGCCCGGUUAAUGGCGGAUGGACUAACUAUGGAGACUGGGCAGAGUGCUCUGUUACGUGUGGAAGAGGAUCCCAGUCAAGAACCAGAACCUGCACAAAGCCUGCUCCUCUUCACGGAGAAAGCACUGACGAACAGAAUUGCAACUUACAAAGCUGCCCUGUUGAUGGCGGAUGGAGUGACUAUGGAGAGUGGUCAGAGUGCUCUGUUCCGUGUGGAGGAGGAUCCCAGUCAAGAACCAGAACCUGCACAAAUCCUGCUCCUCUUCACGGUGGAGCUGAAUGUGCAGGAGACAGCACUGAGACUCAGCCAUGCAACACUGAAAGCUGCCCGAUUAAUGGCGGAUGGAGUAACUAUGGAGACUGGUCAGUGUGCUCUGUUCCGUGUGGAGGAGGAUCCCAGUCAAGAACCAGAACCUGCACAAAUCCUGCUCCUCUUCACGGUGGAGCUGAAUGUGCAGGAGACAGCACUGAUACUCAGCCAUGCAACACUGAAAGCUGCCCGAUUAAUGGCGGAUGGACUAACUAUGGAGACUGGUUGGAGUGCUCUGUUACAUGUGGAGGAGGAUCUCAGUCAAGAACCAGAACCUGCACAAAUCCUGCUCCUCUUCACGGUGGAGCUGAAUGUGCAGGAGACAGCACUGAUACUCAGCCAUGCAACACUGAAAGCUGCCCGAUUAAUGGCGGAUGGACUAACUAUGGAGACUGGGCAGAGUGCUCUGUUACAUGUGGAGGAGGAUCCCAGUCAAGAACCAGAACCUGCACAAAUCCUGCUCCUCUUCACGGUGGAGCUGAAUGUGCAGGAGACAGCACUGAGACUCAGCCAUGCAACACUGAAAGCUGCCCGAUUAAUGGCGGAUGGAGUAACUAUGGAGACUGGGCAGAGUGUUCUAAAACAUGUGGAGGAGGAUCCCAGUCAAGAACCAGAACCUGCACAAAUCCAGCUCCUCUUCACGAUGGAGCUGAAUGUGCAGGAGACAGCACUGAGACUCAGCCAUGCAACACUGAAAGCUGCCCGGUUAAUGGCGGAUGGACUAACUAUGGAGAGUGGUCAGAGUGCUCUGUUACGUGUGGAAGAGGAUCCCAGUCAAGAACCAGAACCUGCACAGAGCCUGCUUCUGCUCACGGUGGAACUGAAUGUCUGCCCUGUUGAUGGCGGAUGGAGUGACUAUGGAGAGUGGUCAGAGUGCUCUGUUACAUGUGGAGGAGGAUCCCAGUCAAGAACCAGAACCUGCACAGAGCCUGCUUCUGCUCACGGUGGAACUGAAUGUGUAGGAGAAAACACUGAGACUCAGCCAUGCAACACUGAAAGCUGCCCGAUUAAUGGCGGAUGGAGUAACUAUGGAGACUGGUCAGUGUGCUCUAGUGCUCUGUUACAUGUGGAGGAGGAUCUCAGUCAAGAACCAGAACCUGCACAAAUCCUGCUCCUCUUCACGGUGGAGCUGAAUGUGCAGGAGACAGCACUGAUACUCAGCCAUGCAACACUGAAAGCUGCCCGAUUAAUGGCGGAUGGACUAACUAUGGAGACUGGGCAGAGUGCUCUGUUACAUGUGGAGGAGGAUCCCAGUCAAGAACCAGAACCUGCACAAAUCCUGCUCCUCUUCACGGUGGAGCUGAAUGUGCAGGAGACAGCACUGAGACUCAGCCAUGCAACACUGAAAGCUGCCCGAUUAAUGGCGGAUGGAGUAACUAUGGAGACUGGGCAGAGUGUUCUAAAACAUGUGGAGGAGGAUCCCAGUCAAGAACCAGAACCUGCACAAAUCCUGCUCCUCUUCACGAUGGAGCUGAAUGUGCAGGAGACAGCACUGAGACCCAGCCAUGCAACACUCAAGAGUGCCCAAAUGUUGAGGAUUACUCUAGCGACGAUAGUGUCUCUGGUGAUCAUAAGGUCUACCAUUGCUGCUCAGUACAAGGUAACAAUACGUACCUCCGACAUUCCAAAUGCUGGGUCAGACUCAGACUUCUACUACACCUUCCUCGGAAACAAAGGAAGUACUGAAGAGAAAAAAGCAGACAAUAGUAACGACAGACAGAAAGGCGAAACAGAUACUUGGACAUUCUCAGACAGUGCAGAUAUUGGAGAGUUCAGAUGUAUCUUGAUAAGGAUGGACGGAUUGGACGGAUCGGACGGCUGGAUUUUGAAGAGGAUACCAGUUGUAGACGACAGCGCUGAUUACAGCACAUGGAAGAAGAAAGUGCUAAUAUGGCAGCUUGGCACCGCAGCAACAACGAAACAGCAAGCUAGUAAGCUGAUUAUGAACAUGAAAGGUAGACCACAGGAGGUCUCUAUAAACAUGACAUUAAAGGUGCUAGGGGCAGAAGAUGGAGUUGAUAAACUCAUUGCCGAACUGGACAAACUGUAUAAGAAGGACAGUACCCAGUCUUUAUUUAAGGCAAUAGAUGAUUUUGAGGGAUACAGGAGAGGAGAUGGAGAAGAUAUAGACAACUACAUCUUGGAUUUCCAGAGGAGGUAUAAAAUCCUCAAACAGCUGAGAAAGAACGAAGAUCGUUACGAUGACAUGGUAUUAGCGUAUAGACUUUUAAAUCAGGCAACCCUCAAUGAUGAACAGGCUAGAUUGGUUCGAGCAACUUGCACUGCUACAUUAUCAUAUGACCUUAUGCAAGAACAACUAAAAAGGACAUUCGGAGAUGGAUUCACAAGAAAUGAGAACCACUCCAGUUUACCUUUUAAAAGUACUCCUAUGGAGGAAAUGGUAAAGCAGGAACCUGUCUUUCUAGCUGAGGAUUACAAAUUGGGGUCUGACAUUCACUGGACCAGAAAUGGGGAUCAAAGGAAUUUCACGGGUCAACCAAUGAGAGAAGAAAACAGAUAUAACCCUGAUGCUCAGGAUAGAGGACAGCAGAGAUACAACUCAUAUGCUCAAAAACGAGGACAAAAGCUUUAUAUGAGGGGGAGUAGUAGUCCCAAGAAAAAGGGCUACUCAGUCUUUGCAGUUCAACACAAGACGGAGUGUUUCACAGCAGAAGAUGCUCAUGAAACUUUCAAUCAAUACGGAAAUAAAACUAAUUGUGACAAUGGCAAGGGAGGGUCCUGGGCUCAAAACGUUUACCUGGUGACUCGUGAAUUUGAAGGAACGUGGACUAAUUGGGGUAAAUGGUCGAGCUGCUCAACAAUUUGUGGAGGAGGCCACAAGAAAAGGAGAAAAUCCUGCACAAAUCCAGUUCCUCUUUACGGUGAAGCUAAAUGCGGAGUUGAAUCAGGAGACAGCACUGAGACUAAGUCUUGCAACACUGAAAGCUGCCCGAUUAAUGGCGGAUGGAGCAGCUAUGGAGAGUGGUCAGACUGUUCUAAGGAAUGUGGAACGGGAUCCCAGUCAAGAACCAGAACCUGCACAGAUCCUGUUCCUGCUCACGGUGGAACUGAAUGUGUAGGAGAAAACACUGAGGAACAGAAUUGCAACACUGAAAGCUGUCCUAUUGAUGGCGGAUGGAGUGACUAUGGAGAGUGGUCAGAGUGUUCUAAGGAAUGUGGAACAGGAUCCCAAACACGAACCAGAACCUGCACAGAUCCUGCUCCUGCUCACAGCGGGACUCAAUGUGUAGGAGAAAAUACUGAGGAACAGAAUUGCAACACUGAAAGCUGUCCUAUUGAUGGCGGAUGGAGCAGCUAUGGAGAGUGGUCAGACUGUUCUAAGGAAUGUGGAACGGGAUCCCAGUCAAGAACCAGAACCUGCACAGAGCCUGCUUCUGCUCACGGUGGAACUAAAUGUGUAGGAGAAAAGACUGAGGAACAGAAUUGCAACACUGAAAGCUGUCCUGUUGAUGGCGGAUGGAGUGACUAUGGAGAGUGGUCAGAGUGUUCUAAGGAAUGUGGAACAGGAUCCCAGUCAAGAACCAGAACCUGCACAGAUCCUGCUUCUGCUCACGGUGGAACUGAAUGUGUAGGAGAAAACACUGAGGAACAGAAUUGCAACACUGAAAGCUGUCCUGUUGAUGGCGGAUGGAGUGACUAUGGAGAGUGGUCAGAGUGUUCUAAGGAAUGUGAAACAGGAUUCCAAACACGAACCAGAACCUGCACAAAUCCUGCUCCUGCUCACGGUGGAACUGAAUGUGUAGGAGAAAAGACUGAGGAACAGAAUUGCAACACUGAAAGCUGUCCUGUUGAUGGCGGAUGGAGUGACUAUGGAGAGUGGUCAGAGUGUUCUAAGGAAUGUGGAACAGGAUCCCAGUCAAGAACCAGAACCUGCACAGAGCCUGCUUCUGCUCACGGUGGAACUGAAUGUGUAGGAGAAAAGACUGAGGAACAGAAUUGCAACACUGAAAGCUGUCCUGUUGAUGGCGGAUGGAGCAGCUAUGGAGAGUGGUCAGACUGUUCUAAGGAAUGUGGAACGGGAUCCCAGUCAAGAACCAGAACCUGCACAGAGCCUGCUUCUGCUCACGGUGGAACUGAAUGUGUAGGAGAAAACACUGAGGAACAGAAUUGCAACACUGAAAGCUGUCCUAUUAAUGGCGGAUGGAGCAGCUAUGGAGAGUGGUCAGACUGUUCUAAGGAAUGUGGAACGGGAUCCCAGUCAAGAACCAGAACCUGCACAGAGCCUGCUUCUGCUCACGGUGGAACUGAAUGUGUAGGAGAAAAGACUGAGGAACAGAAUUGCAACACUGAAAGCUGUACUGUUGAUGGCGGAUGGAGUGACUAUGGAGAGUGGUCAGAGUGUUCUAAGGAAUGUGGAACAGGAUUCCAAACACGAACCAGAACCUGCACAAAUCCUGCUCCUGCUCACGGUGGAACUGAAUGUGUAGGAGAAAAGACUGAGGAACAGAAUUGCAACACUGAAAGCUGUCCUGUUGAUGGCGGAUGGAGUGACUAUGGAGAGUGGUCAGAGUGUUCUAAGGAAUGUGGAACGGGAUCCCAGUCAAGAACCAGAACCUGCACAGAUCCUGCUCCUGUUCACAGCGGGACUCAAUGUGUAGGAGAAAAAACUGAGGAACAGAAUUGCAACACUGAAAGCUGUCCUAUUGAUGGCGGAUGGAGCAGCUAUGGAGAGUGGUCAGAGUGUUCUAAGGAAUGUGGAACAGGAACCCAAACACGAACCAGAACCUGCACAGAUCCUGCUCCAGCUCACAGCGGGACUAAAUGUGUAGGAGAAAACACUGAGGAACAGAAUUGCAACACUGAAAGCUGUCCUAUUGAUGGCGGAUGGAGCAGCUAUGGAGAGUGGUCAGAGUGUUCUAAGGAAUGUGGAACGGGAUCCCAGUCAAGAACCAGAACCUGCACAGAUCCUGCUCCUGCUCACGGUGGAACUGAAUGUGUAGGAGAAAAGACUGAGGAACAGAAUUGCAACACUGAAAGCUGUCCUGUUGAUGGCGGAUGGAAUGACUAUGGAGAGUGGUCAGAGUGUUCUAAGAAAUGUGGAACAGGAUUCCAAACACGAACUAGAACCUGCACAGAUCCUGCUCCUGCUCACAGCGGGACUCAAUGUGUAGGAGAAAACACUGAGGAACAGAAUUGCAACACUGAAAGCUGUCCUAUUGAUGGCGGAUGGAGUGACUAUGGAGAGUGGUCAGACUGUUCUAAGGAAUGUGGAACAGGAUUCCAAACACGAACCAGAACCUGCACAGAUCCUGCUCCUGCUCACAGCGGGACUCAAUGUGUAGGAGAAAACACUGAGGAACAGAAUUGCAACACUGAAAGCUGUCCUAUUGAUGGCGGAUGGAGUGACUAUGGAGAGUGGUCAGAGUGUUCUAAGGAAUGUGGAACAGGAUCCCAGUCAAGAACCAGAACCUGCACAGAUCCUGCUCCUGCUCACAGCGGGACUCAAUGUGUAGGAGAAAACACUGAGGAACAGAAUUGCAACUCACAAAGCUGCCCGGUUAAUGGCGGAUGGAGUGACUAUGGAGAGUGGUCAGGGUGUCCUAAAGAAUGUGGAACGGGAUCCCAGUCAAGAACCAGAACCUGCACAGAGCCUGCUUCUGCUCACGGUGGAACUGAAUGUGAGAAAACACUGAGGAACAGAAUUGCAACACUGAAAGCUACCCUGUUGAUGGCGGAUGGAGUGAUUAUGGAGAGUGGUCAGAGUGUUCUAAGGAAUGUGGAACAGGAUCCCAAACACGAACCAGAACCUGCACAGAGCCUGCUUCUGCUCACGGUGGAGCUCAAUGUCAAGGGUUGUACGGGACUAGAUCCAACCUGGGAACACGCUGUAACAGUAACACAGUUUCCUGUAGAAGCAGGAGAAGUGAUCAGAGUGAGCUGUAAACUUAGAUAUAUCAACUUAGGAGCACAGACUAUGACAUGUAUUGAUGGAACGAGCUAUGAGGUAGUUGGUACAGAAACAGCAGACCCUCCUAAAUGUAUGAAAACAAGAAAUUGUAGCUUGGGCUGCUGGAACGACAAUUCCCGAAGAGCAAUAGCUGGCGGCAUAAGAUUCAACUCCGCCAAUCCAAUAGAAACAUGUUACAACUUCGCCAAGGAAAAGGGCUACUCAGUCUUUGCAGUUCAAUACAACACGGAGUGUUUCACUGCAGAGGAUGCUCAUGAAAUUGAAACCUACAAGAAAUAUGGAAGAGCAACUAACUGCGAAGAUGGCAAGGGAGGUUCCUGGGCUCAAAACGUUUAUCUGGUGACUCGUGAAUUUGAAGGAACGUGGACUAGUUGGGGUAUAUGGUUGAGCUGCUCCAAGCACUGUGGAGGAGGAACCGAAACACGGAACAGAACCUGCACAAAUCCUGCUCCUCUUCACGGUGGAGCUGAAUGUGCAGGAAACAGCACCGACACUAAGUCUUGCAACACUCAAGACUGUCCAGUUGAUGGCGGAUGGAGUGAAUAUGGAACCUGGUCAGUGUGCUCUAAGGAAUGUGGAGGAGGAACCGAAACACGGAACAGAACCUGCACAAAGCCUGCUCCUCUUCACGGUGGAACUGAAUGUGCAGGAAACAUCACUGAGACUAAGUCUUGCAACACUCAAGAGUGCCCAAGUUGUACGGGACUAGAUCCAGCAUGGAACUACGCUGUAACAGUUACACAGUUUCCUGUAGAAGCAGUAGAAGUGAUCAGAGUGCGAUGUAAACCUAGAUAUAUCAACUUAGGAGCACGGUCUAUGACUUGUAUUAACGGAACGAGCUAUGAGGUAGUUGGCAGAGAAACAGCAGAUCCUCCUAAUUGUAUGAAAACGACUCAGUACAAGGUAACAAUACGUACCUCCGACACUGAAUAUGCUGGGUCAGGCUCAGACUUUUACUACACCUUCCUCGGAAACAAAGGAAGCACUGCGGAGAAAAAAGCAGACAAUUACGGUGACGACAGACAGAAAGGCGAAACAGAUACUUGGACAUUCCAGGACAGUGCACAUAUUGGAGAGUUCAGAUGCAUCUCAAUAAGGAUGGACGGAUGGGACGGCUGGAUUUUUAAAGAGAUUGAGAUAGAAAUAGACGGUUCCCCACAAGCAAACAUCACUAACCAUCUGGGCUGGCUUGACAACGCGGUCCCGUGGCUAUCCAAAGCUGUUUUUUGUCUUCCUGAUAUCAUAGAUAACGGUAACGAGUGUCCCCCCAACUACCCAUUUGCGUUCUUUGGACACAACCGAUGCUGUUCAAAUAACAGUGAGAAACCUUUUGAUAACGAGAUAUCCUAUGAAUUAGGAGAUCAGUGCAAAGGAGGACCUUUAGAAGAGAACAGUCUCUGUUGUAUAGGAGAUCAUGUUGAAUGUUCUGAUAAACCUUGUAUCAGUUACAAAUGGUCAGCGUGUGAAGGGCACAGGUGUGUAAGAAAAACAAACAACAGAGUACUUCUUCCAAUGGGAGAAAGCAUCACCUCUACAAGCGGAAGAAUGAGCUUGGUCAUGGAGACAAAUGGUAACCUUGCCCUGUAUUGCAAUAGUGAUAACAGUAAGGUGUGGGAAACUUAUACUGGAAACAACAUACAAAUGGGUCUUAUAAUAGAGGAAAGUGGCAAAAUGUCUCUCUACGAACAGCUAGGAAAGGAAGCAGUUUGGAGUUCAGAAAACCGGAACGGUUCAUCAGCUGGAUCCCAGUCAAGAACCAGAAUCUGCACAAAUCCUGCUCCUCUUUACGGUGGAAAAGAUUGUAGGGGAGAAGACAGUGAAACUCAAGAUUGCAACCCACAAAUCUGCCCGGUUAAUGGCGGAUGGAGUAACUAUGGAGACUGGUUAGAGUGCUCUGUUACGUGUGGAGGAGGAUCCCAGUCAAGAACCAGAACCUGCAAAAAUCCUGCUCCUCUUUACGGUGGAAAAGAUUGUCAGGGACAAGACUCUGAGUCUCAAGAUUGCAACCCACAAGAAUGUCCAGUUGAUGACGAGUGGAGUAGCUUCACUGAAUGGUCAGACUGUUCUAAGGAAUGCGGAACAGGAACCCAAACACGAACCAGAACAUGCACAAAUCCUGCUCCUGCUCACGAUGGAGCUCAAUGUGCAGGAGACAGCACUGAGGCUCAGACUUGCAACACUGAAAGCUGCCCAAGUUGUACGGGACUAGAUCUAACCUGGGAGCACGCUGUAACAGUAACACAGUUUCCUGUUGAAGUAGGAGAAGUGAUCAGAGUGAGCUGUAAACCUAGAUAUAUCAACUUAGGAGCACGGUCUAUGACUUGUAUUAACGGAACGAGCUAUGAGGUAGUUGAUACAGAAACAGCAGACCCUCCUAAAUGUAUGAAAACAAGGCUGGUUCAUACUUCAUACCAGACUGUCUUAUUGGUAAAACAUGAUUUCAUAGACGAAGCAUUAAAGCCAAUUAUUAUAUAA